This is a messenger RNA of Ectocarpus siliculosus, 667 nucleotides long. Lineage: Eukaryota; Phaeophyceae; Ectocarpales; Ectocarpaceae. The record is from the annotation of a GenBank genome assembly.
GCGGAUACGGUUGACCAGGACAAAUCAUGUGGAUUGUGCGAAGUGGCAUGGUAGUCUAGCUGUUUUCGGUGGAUUUGGUGAAAGUGGACGCUUGAGGGCUGCAGUUCCCUGGCUCCAGCGGGGUUGUCUGGUACACAGGGCGUUUAGGCGACGGAGGUGUUUCACAGGGCAGAGAAAACCCUCCUGUGGACCCUGUGGUGUGGUGUGGGCAAUGUCUUUAUCACAGGAGGAGAUAGAUGCCUGCCAGGAAGCUUUUCGAGAGGUGGACGUGGGCAGGCGGGGGAACAUCAACGUGUGGGAGCUCCGCAUCGUUCUCCAGGAGCUCGGGCAGAACCCCACCGACAAGGAGUUUUUCGAGGUGGUUAGCACGGUGGACCGGGAGAUGAAGGGCCUCAUCGACUUCACCUCCUUUUUGAAGAUUGUCGCCAGCCAGAAGAGCGUCCGGAGCAUCUGGUCUGGCGACAGCGGAGAUUUAGUCGACGCCUUCGUGGCUUGCGGUGGAAACCCGGACGAGACUGGGUCCGCGGACGUCGACAAGAUCGUCAAGAUCGUCAAGACAGACUUCGGCCUGGACGUCGACAUCGAGGCCAUCAUCGACACACUUGACGUCGACGGGGCGGGACAGCUAGGGUUCGCCCAGUUCAAGGAGAUGUUGACGGCCUCGUGA